This is a messenger RNA of Saccostrea echinata, 822 nucleotides long. RefSeq lists its product as uncharacterized. Lineage: Eukaryota; Metazoa; Mollusca; Bivalvia; Ostreida; Ostreidae. The record is from RefSeq and is a predicted model, not a curated record. The coding region runs from base 12 to 605 and encodes 197 amino acids. The transcript is spliced from 4 exons.
UGAAUACCAAUAUGAACACCAAUGACGGACAAAAUCGUGAAAAUGUCGUCAAUAAUGCAACAAAUAAAACAAUACAAAAAGGAAAAGUUCAACAGAAGCUAUACACACUUUCCAUCGUUACAAUCAUGGUCUCCAUUAUUACGAUCGUGGUUUCCUUUCCCAAUAUCCUGGUAGGAACUCUGAUCAUUAUAUUUAAAGGAAACGUGAAACUUCCUCACUCACCCAGCGGCCCUAUAUGGUCUGGAGCACUGGUGCUUGUAUGUGGUAUACAAUGCCUCUUACUUUCCUGGAUGGGCUUUGGUUAUAUUGAUUUGCCUCCAUCUUCUUCUCCCAAUCAUAUGAGGACGUGCAAUGAUGUAGGCAAGCCGAGCGUGUUCAUGACUAUUCUGUCUCUUUUAUUCUUUGGAUUUUUUGUUUUAUAUUGUCCUUGGAGUCUUGAUGCUCAAGAUCAUUGUACUCUUAAUAUAGAAGAACAAAUGUUAUUGAACCUUCUAGCAAUCGUUAUCUCUCUCAUAAUUAUUAUCUGUAGUAUUGUGAGAAUUAUUCUACUUCGUUCAAGUGAUAAAGCUUUAGGAACUGCAAAACACCAUCAACGAGUUUUAUAGAAGGUUUAGAAUUGCAGGAAAAAGCAAGCAAAGGAGUUUAAAGGACUAUAACCACAGCAACGGUGAAAUACGGAGAUCGAGAUCACAGAGUAUGAAUUCAUAUUAUCAAGAAUAUGGAUCAUCGUUUUAUCCUAAUUUCUCGCUGCAGACAAUUCUCUAUCACACGAAAAGACAAAUCCUUAGAGAAAAAAGUGAUCGAAAACAUUCACAACCUGUA